Messenger RNA from Coniophora puteana RWD-64-598 SS2, 195 nucleotides. RefSeq lists its product as uncharacterized. NCBI's taxonomy places the organism in Eukaryota, Fungi, Basidiomycota, Agaricomycetes, Boletales, Coniophoraceae. The record is from RefSeq and is a predicted model, not a curated record. The annotation marks the transcript as partial. Gene Ontology annotation, molecular function: nucleic acid binding; 3'-5' DNA helicase activity; four-way junction helicase activity. Gene Ontology annotation, cellular component: chromosome; RecQ family helicase-topoisomerase III complex; nucleus. Gene Ontology annotation, biological process: double-strand break repair via homologous recombination. The transcript has a single exon.
CUCAAGAACAUUUUCAAGCUUUCCUCUUUCUGCACAAAUCAGCUUGAGGCAUUAGACGGCAAAGAUGUCUUUGUUCUUAUGCCCACUGGAGGUGGAAAGAGUUUGUGUUACCAACUCCCCACCAUUUGCAAGACCCAAGGAGUCACAUUAGUCAUCACGCCGCUCCUGGCAAAUAUUAAAGGCGGAGAACAUUGA